Messenger RNA from Cyprinodon variegatus (sheepshead minnow), 3349 nucleotides. RefSeq names its product macrophage-expressed gene 1 protein-like. NCBI's taxonomy places the organism in Eukaryota, Metazoa, Chordata, Actinopteri, Cyprinodontiformes, Cyprinodontidae. The transcript has 2 exons. Bases 1 to 2115 code for a protein of 704 amino acids. The record is from RefSeq and is a predicted model, not a curated record. Gene Ontology annotation, biological process: defense response to bacterium.
AUGAAGUCUGCUCUGAAAGUCUUAGGCGCUUUUACCUUUUUGCAUAUCUGCUUCUCUAGUCCCGUGCGUCGUCCAACCAACUGGCUCAGACAAUGCCGGGCCUCCACCAACAUCUCCAUCACAGCCUUGGAAGUCCUGCCAGGAGGAGGCUGGGACAACCUUCGUAACCUGGACAUGGGUCGAGUGAUGAACCUAAGCUACUUUCAAUGCCAAACAACUGAGGAUGGGCUCUACUUCAUCCCAGAUGAGGUGUUUGUCAUCCCACAGAAGGAGACUGGCUUGGAGACCAACUCUGAGAUAAUCAGCUCCUGGCAGGAGCAGAAAAGCACCACAUCUCACUCCAUAAACUCAGACGUAUCAUUCUACUCCAUCCUUAAUGGCAAAUUUUCUCUAGAGAGCACAAGAAUGAAAUCCCAUCAAGUCAAAGAUUCAUCAACAACAGCCAGAGUGCAGGUCCGCAACUUCAUCUACACAGUGAAAGCCUACCCAGACUUCACACUGGAUUCACGCUUUUCACAGCAAGUAAAACAAAUAGCAGAUGCAAUUGAAAACAAUCAGACAAGGAAUGCAGACUAUCUCUCUGAGAAGAUGGUGCUGGACUAUGGAACCCAUGUUAUCACCAGUGUAGAUGCUGGGGCUUCUCUGGUGCAAGAAGACUACCUCCGUUCCUCUUAUGUCUCAGAUAGUGCCUCAGAUAGUUCCACUGUUAAAGCUCAGGCUGGUUUAAAUUUUUUUGACAAAAUCAAAUUUGACAUUAGUAGUCAAUCAGGUAAAGAAAGAUCAACACUUGCAGCAUAUCAGUCAAACAUUCAAUACUCCCUUAUUAAAAGCCAUGGAGGCAUACCUUUUUAUCCUGGGAUCACUUUGCAGAAGUGGCAGGAAAGUACCAGGAAUAACCUGGUUCCUAUUGACCGUUUAGGAUUUCCCCUCCACAGCAUUAUGAACUCAAACACUUUUCCUGAUCUGUCAGAACCUACAGUGGGCAAAGUGGCCCAUACAGUGAGCAAGGCAAUAGAGCGCUACUACAAGAUCAACACCCGUCCAGGCUGCGUUGACAUCACCUCCAAGAACUUCAACUUUCAGGCCAAUGUGGAUGAUGAUUCUUGUGAGGGCCCUGCCACCAACCUCAGCUUUGGAGGGGUCUACCAAGAAUGUACACCACUCAGCCAAGAUGCAGGUCCACUUUGCGAAUCACUUGCCCAGAAAAACAUUGCAACUGGUGACUUCUCCUGUAGCUCACCGUUCUCCGCUACUUUAUUACGAUCAGAAGUGAGACAGCAGGGUUACACACAGAAUUACUGCUAUGAUGUCAGCUAUCCCUGUGGCUUUCUGGGAUUGUUCAUUUGUAAUAGCAGAAACUGUGAAAAUGUGUAUCAUGUUCGCUCUGCACAUGUGCAUACCUACUGGUGCUCUGUGAAUGGACAAGCUUCUAAAAACUCAGGGUUUCUAUUUGGAGGAUUCUACAGCACUUCCUUUCAGAACCCCAUAACCAAAUCCAAAAGCUGCGCCCCAAACUUUACUCCAGUAAAAUUUCUAUCUGAUGGCCAAACAAUCUGUGUGAGCAGUGAUUAUGAAACUGGUACCAGGUACUCUGUACCAUUCGGCGGCCUUUUCAGUUGUGAGUCUGGUAACCCACUUGCCAAAAACCUGCACAGAUGCCCUCCAAAAUUUAGCCAACACCUCGUAACAGUAAGUGAUGGAUGUGAAAUUCUUUACUGUGUCCAGUCUGGACUGUUCACAGGGGGUGAGCUGCUACCAAUCCAUCUCCCUCCCUUUACUAAAUCUCCUCUUGUCAGCAUGCAAGCCACCAACACUGUGAUGGUGAUGACUGAAGGAGAGAAGAGCUGGGUCAGGGUAGGACCCACUAAAGCGUGGAAACUUGUUGGACCACAGGAAAUCCCAGAACUUAUGAGAAAGUUCAAUCCUAGACUGAAUCAGAUGUCGAGUGGGCAAAAGGCAGGAGUUGCAUUUGGAGUGAUGGGUUUGAUAGGACUGGUUGUCAUAGUGGCUGUGAUUGUUGUUAGGAGGAGGAGGAGGUACUCUGGAUUUAGGUCAGGAGGUUAUCAGGAAAUAGUUGAAGUAGCAGAGAGGGAGACGCCCACUGAGGAGACUUAGAACAAAAUUGGAUUGUUUUUGUUAAUUUCUUCCAUUUUGAUCUCAGAUGCUUUAUGAUUCUUAAAGCAAAUUUUCACAAAUUUCAAUAAUUAUUUUCUUGAUUUCCGCACCUUUCAGUUAUUUUUUUGUUCUGUAAAAAAUGGAUACUCUUUUUCCCUAAUUAGUUUACUCUUACAUUAAAACCCCUGGAAUAUUUGAUACCAAUCCGAAAAAAUUAAUUUAAAGUAAGUAUUUGUGCAGAUUAUAUUUUGAUUACACCUGAAAAACCUGCAAUAUUGAGGGAAAUGCACAACUGUUUAUUACCACAAUAGAAGAAGACCUAAAGAGACGGUUGGCUCUUUCAUUGUCAUUGUGAGGAAAAGCUGAAAGGAAAAAGUUUUCUACGUUUCUAUGGAAGGAUCCCAUUAAGUACCCCAUUAAUAGUUUUGUAUAGCACAUCUGUGCCUGCAGACCUUCUGACGACCACCAUUCAUUCAUGUGCAGUCUGAAAGAUGCUGUAACAACUGUAACAUUCUUACCUACCGUACCUAUAUUUACCACACCUAAGAUUGUGGUGUCUUUUGAUUUUAUAUUGAUUUUUUAAUUAUCUAAGCUUAUGGUUUAACUUUUUCUCAUGUUCUAUAUAUUAUAUAAGUAGGAAAUUGUAUAAGCAGACUUCUUUUGUAAAACAGCAUAUUACAUCUGUGCAUGCAAAACUUUGCAUUAUAUAAUAAAACUAUGAAAGGAUCUGUAUAAAGCAGGUUUCGGCCCCAUGGAAAUGUUACUUUCUGAAGUGCACACUUCAUUUUUAAACUUCAUGAAGGACCUAUUCAGCUCCAAUGUGGCUUAGAAGCACAUAAAAAAUAUAAUUUAGUGUAUAUUGUUUACCCAUUUUUCAAGUUCGUAUUCUAUGAAACUGUGUUUAUUUUAACUUUACAUGUAAAACAUUUUAUAAAAGUGCAUCAAAGCAAUACAUCACUUCCAUCUGAGUCACUUUUUUCCAAAAAACAAAAAACAACAACAAAAAUACUACUAUUAAGCUACUAUUGUAUGUUAAUUGCUAUUAAAAUGGAGAUGACUAACCUUUGAAAUGUAAUAUCUGGCUUCAUAAAAAUAAUAACAAUGACAGCAGUAAAUUUAAGUUUUUUGUGAGUUGUACAUAUGAAUGUUAUGACUUUGAUCAAAUAAAAUCUUGGAAUCUUCUCAACAACAGUGAGACAUCAAUGCAGAAGCUGUUUUAAGUUUGUUUUCUUUG